Pararge aegeria (speckled wood butterfly) is the source of this 7855-nucleotide messenger RNA. It is a transcript of the gene sti, whose product is annotated as citron Rho-interacting kinase. Bases 128 to 5692 code for a protein of 1854 amino acids. The record is from RefSeq and is a predicted model, not a curated record. NCBI's taxonomy places the organism in Eukaryota, Metazoa, Arthropoda, Insecta, Lepidoptera, Nymphalidae. Gene Ontology annotation, cellular component: cytoskeleton; cytoplasm. The transcript has 30 exons. Gene Ontology annotation, biological process: peptidyl-threonine phosphorylation; actomyosin structure organization. Gene Ontology annotation, molecular function: protein serine/threonine kinase activity; ATP binding.
GUUAAAUUACCCGACUGUUGAGAUAACAUAAAAUCCGUGAACUGCAUUUCAAAAAUAAAUAAAACGUAAACAAUAAGAUUAUCCGCAAUGUUUAAUUAAUUGAUGCUUAAGUUGUAAUAGUACCAAGAUGGAGCCCUCAAAAGAGGCUAUUGCUAUUCGUGUCACGCGGAUAAACAGACUAAUUUUGGGCAAAGUGACCAGUGGAAAUAGUAAACUUUUUAAGAAAAUAGAUCGUGAAUCGUUGUUGGAUGCUUUAACUGUUUUAUACGAUGAGUGUAACGAAGAUCCAGUCAAAAAAUGUGACGAACUGGUGCGAAUUUUUUUGGAUAAAUAUCGAAGCUCUCUCGCUGAGCUACGAAGGGCAAGAGUAUGCAUGUCAGAUUUUGAGAUGAUUCAAAUGAUUGGCCACGGUCACUAUGGAGAAGUGCAUAUGGUACGUGAGAAACAAACUGGAGAUGUGUAUGCACUAAAAAGUGUUCGCAAAGAUGAGGCAAGAAAACGAGUAUCAGGAGCUGAGGAUGAACGUGAUAUACUUGCUGCUGGAGCAGGACAUUGGAUACCACGUCUCCAAUAUGCCUUCCAGGACAGCAGCAAUCUGUAUUUAGUUAUGGAGCUGUGUAAUGGGGGUGAUUUAUCAGGAUUCCUCAUGCGACGCAACCAUCCUUUGUCCGAGAGAGAUGCAGCAUUCUAUAUAGCUGAAGUGGCACACGCACUUAAAGCGUUGCACGCUAUGGGCUACGUGCAUCGAGAUGUUAAGCCGCAAAAUAUAUUGCUAGACAGAUGCGGGCACGUGAAGCUGGGCGACUACGGCUCGUGCGCGCGCCUGUCGGAAGGCGGUUGUGUGACGGGCGCGACGGCGGACUACGUGGCGCCCGAGCUUCUGGACGACUGUUCCGGCGCGCACACUGUGUGUCUCGAGUACUGCCGCCGGGCUAACACUGCUAUUUCAGCCUGCGAUUACUGGUCACUAGGUGUGGUAGCGUUUGAAUUAGUAACGCUCAGGCGACCGUUUUCUUCGGGUGAAGACGACUCUGUACUGAAAAUACUAAGUAACAUACAAAAGUAUGAGCGCGAUUCGAACGCAAUGCCCCCAUUUGAGCCACUACCCAACGGUCCGUCAAACACGUGGCGCUCGUUCGUCAGCGGGCUGCUGCGAGUGUCUCCCUCGAAGAGAUACAACUAUCUGAAUACUUUACAGCACCCGGCGCUCGCACAUUUAGCACUGCACGCCAUACGUGACCAGGUACCACCGUGGGUGCCACAUCUACGUGGUCCGGAAGACGCCACCUUCCUCCCAAGUCCAACGAGAGAGGCCUCGCCACCUUCCGCCGCGCCUUUUCGCACAAGGCCACCAUUUGCUGGCCAUCUGCCUUUUGUUGGUUACUCAUACGUAGCUCCAGAUGAUAGCGAAGAAAGCAGCAGCGGAUUCAACGCGUCGCAUGAUUGCACAACUAUUGACUUGCAAACUUUUAAGUCUGCAGAGAAGUUAGCAAUUAUGCGUGGACGUGAAAUAGCGUCGUUACAAAGUAAACUCGCAGCGGCAGAAUCAGCCACGAAUCACGCAGUAGAACGUGCUCGACGUGACGCCGACGCUGAAGCCGAAACUCUGCGCUCUAAGUUACAAGCUGAAAUCACUGCACUUACCUUACAGAACAAGCGUCUCGAGCGUCAAAUAAAGGUGGAGAAGGAGGAACGCAUGGCUUUGCAAUGCUCUAACCAAGAGCUACGUUCCGGAAUCGCUGAGCGUACAAAAAACGAGCUAAGAGUCGUACAGACGCAAGCCUCUGAACUGCAGUCUGAAAGGGAUCUUUUGAAAGGCGAUCUUUCGAGGGUUGAGGCGCGAGUGAAGGAACUACAGAUGGAAUGUUCUAGCGCAUUAGCUGCGGCGGACACAGCGCGGGCGCAACAUAAACAUUACAAGGACACCAUAGCAAAAGAGCGAGCAUUGCGGCGUCAAACCUUAAGUGGGAGUGAAGGGGACGGAGCUAGGGUAGCCACAGCCGAGGCCAAUGCCGCCCGAGAACUGCGAGCGCGCCGGGAAGUCGAAUCACGGCUAGCUACUGCAGAACAGGAAACAAUCCAACUAAGGGCUCAUGUAGAACAGUUGAAGGACCAGUUGAGUAGAGCACAGGACGCAGUGCGUGAAAAGGAACGCAUAGCCGCUGCGACUAAUCAGCGGCUAAACGAAAUUCAAGUUCAUCUGGCGCAAGAACGCAUGCGCUGCUCUUCACUAGGGGCACAAGUUCAGGAGUUAGAAAAAGGCAUAAACGAGGCAGCGCAACGCGAGGCGGUGCUAGAAGAGCAGAGCGCGCGUACCGAGGCGCGGUUACAGCAGCGAUGCGAGGCGGCCGAGGCACGCGCCUCCGCCGCGCUACACGACGACGGCAGACACAGGGAAAAGGUGAACACAUUAGAACAGCUCGUCCGUCAACUAGAACGCGAAGUCAGCGCUUUAGAAAACCGUUCGUGCACGCGUUGCGCUGUGAAUAGCGCUGAAGCCGCUGCAAAGGGUCAAGCCACCAGUAGUACCAACACCGAGGAACCUGAGGAAGUCGACGCCCAUAGAGACAACAGGAGCGAUACGGAAAGUGUCACGGACGCUCAUGUUAAUGCACAUGUCUCCGUACUGAAGGAACAACUAGAACGCGCUGAAGCACAGUUACAAGCCCGAGCCGAAGAAAUUGCGACACUCCGCCAAGAAACCAGAGCAGCUAAUUUAGCUAGAUGGCGUAAGGAAAAAGAGUUCGAUGACUUAUCUCUAGACGCAAAAAUGACAGCGAGAGAACUGAAGCGACUGGAAGAGCGUCUCUCGUCCGCGCUCGAAGCGCGAAGAUCAGCCGAAGAGAAAGCCGGGUUGGUGCACAAGGAAAUAACUACAAUAAAACCGCAGUAUGAACAGAUCAAGAAAGAAGCCGAGAAAUUAAGGGAACAGGUGGAUAAAUUGCAGAAGACUAACCAAGUUUUACAAGCGGAGGUUGACAGAUCGAGGAAUGAUAUACGUAAGCUGAAAAGCGAAGUUCAAUACAGCGAGAAGCGUAGACUGCACGCGGAGGAGCAAGAGGAACUGUCUUCGAGGGAGCGAGCCCAACUAAGAGACGAACUUGCGCCACUUCGAGCACAGAAUAACGACUUAGUGGAAAACAACAAAGCGUUACAAGAAGCUUGUAGUUUACUAGAGGAACAGCUCACAGAUCUGGAAAAGCUGGCGGAUCAUCAUGAGCUCAAGAACAAAGAUCUCGAGAGUGAAAUGACACGUAUGCGAAACGAUUUACAAUCGUGUCGGGAGCGAUUAGCGGAGGCUGAACGUCAUGGCGCCGAACAGGCAGUUUCUGCAGGGCUUGCUGUGCAGCGCGGCGACGAGGCUCGCGAACAGUUGCGUAUGGCCAAUUCACAUCUACAGAUAUUGCGCGAGCGGCUUGAAAACCGGGAGUCUCUACUAGCGGAAGUGGAAACCCGGGUGGCGACCCUCGAAAGUGAAAUGGCUUCGCGGGACGCUGCGCUCAACAGCGCGGCGAGGCGCGUGCGCGACCUGCAAGAAGAAUGCGCCGCUCUGCGCACGCGUGCUCACCACCAUCACGCGCAAGCGCUUCAGUUACAGGCCAGCCUCGCCGAGUCACAGGAAGAGGUAGACGCAGCACGCGAGGCGCACGCCGCGGCGGCUGCGUGGUGGCGCACGCGCGAGACUAAAGCAGACGCUACACUGCGACAGCAAGCCAAGCUUAUAGACUUCCUGCAGGCCAAGGUAGAGGAAGCGGGUCGAAAAAAGUGUUCGCUAAGCAAUAAACUGUUUGGACGCUCAGGGCGUCGCACCGCCGCAUCACCACCGUUAAUGAGAGUUAAUAGAGAAUUACGUGAAGAAGUCGAACGAUUACGAGCAAAACUCUCCGCGGCAAGCGUUAACGGAGAUAUUAACUUCAUGCCAACACCGAGGCGAGAGAGGAAAGAGAAACCAAAGAUAGUUGUGAAUAGUUCUUUUGACGUCGACACUCCGGAUGGGAAUGACGAUUCUUUGUUAAUAAUAUGGUCGGAUGGUACCCGUGAUCGCGUUCAAGCCCGUGCGUCGGACCGCACGUUGUUACUGCGUCGCGGCGAGCGGACGGAUCGCGCGAGACUCGUAUCGGCCGACGCACGCGACUUGCCGCACAACGAAGCUAAUCGAGCAUUUACAAUCAAGUUAGAAGACUUGGAGAAUGGUGCUGAAGCAAUAGUAGUUUGCCCCACCAUAGCAGCGCGGUCCGAUUGGCUCAACAAGCUCACGCCCACUUAUAAGCACAGCAUCGGAUAUGACCCGCCAGUCCUCCUGCAGACCCGAGCGCAACCCACCACCGCGCUCUAUGUAGCGUCAAACGCACUAGCUAUAGGUUCUCUGGACGGUUUGCAUUCCCUUCGUGGUCAACUGCGCGUGGAGUGGGAAGGGGACGUAUCUCCGCCGCGUCGCUCGGAGCCGGCCGCCGUACAGCACUUGGCGGCUGCGAGUGGUCGCGCGCUACUCGUAAUCGGAGGCUUGGCGGCGCACACGGGACUGCUCGCCCUCGGCUCGGCGCUUCGACGCGCCCCCGGCCUGCGCCCAGCCGCCACCCUCUCCAGGGUGCAACUACCCGAUAAUACUACACCGCACUUAGUCAAGGGAAUCCCAGAGGUAACAGAAGGGCAUUGUGCGGCGGUCGCUUGCGGUCGUCGCGUGUUCCUUUUGCGUUUCGACGCAGCGAACGCAGAGUUCAAAAUUGCGCGCUCUCUUACUGUCGAUCGCGCACCUUACGCAAUGCUUCUCACCCAUAACGUAAUAUACAUCGCGGGAGAGAAACCUUUAAAAGUUAACUUGCCAUCUGGUGCGCUGGAGGCCUUUGCGAUGGACGAACCGGUAGUUGCCGCUGCGUUCAAGAAACAUUCCGCACCCAAAGCGAUAGCGCAAAUCCGAAGUAAACCGGUUGAAAUACUUAUCUGUUAUGCCGAAUGUGGGGUAUUCGUCGAUGAGAAUGGAAGGCGAACGCGCAAUGAAGAUCCUAAGUGGAGCUCAGCCGUACACUCCUGGGAAUACGUUAGUCCUUUCCUCUACGUCGUGGGGGAAGAUAGGGUCACGAUUAUUUAUAUAAGUGACGAUACAUAUAGAUCACCGCCUUGUACCUGCGACACUACUUCACUAGCUUCGACUGCGUCUGAAUGUUACCAACCGGAUAUUUUUAACUAUAAGUGCAAAGAACCUUUUCUAUUAGGAGCAGCACCGAAUGGUAUCAUCAUAAAAUCAAAGAUAGACGAUGAAUACAAAGUUUCGAUUGUUGAAGGCAUGGCAGCGUUUAAGAGUAUGGGUACUUCAUUGGAUUCAUUAGCAACCAUAUCGGAUUCUAAAGGCUCGUCGACUUCAGACCUAGCUCAAUCGUUGACCGAUUUAUCGCCCCAGGACGUGUCUCAAGAAAGCGUCGAGUUGACUACAGGGUUUUUAGCUGACAUAAGGAAAAGGGCUCAGCAGUUACGAACAAAAAAUCGCCAAGAACAAUCGGCGGAUGAUGUCAUUAAAGAAAUUUUGACUACAGAAGUUGGUUUAAAACGCACUUCUAAUGGGAGGAAGUCCCCCGCAGUAACUUUGGAGUUUGACUCGGAUUCUGAGUCAGAGAGUGAGGAAGGCACUGGAUCCACGAAAUGUACGGCGGAUGUUUGCGCUGAAAUGUUCACAAGGCAAGUCCGCUUCACAUAGACAUUACAUACCAGAAGCAGUCCAUAGGUCCAUGUCCUACGUAAUAAUUACGAUUGGUAACCCUAGUCUUUAGUAAGUAUAAAGUAUUUAUUGCAUUAACUGCCUUACCAUUUACUUUUUAUUUCUUUGCAGACAAAGUAUUUUACUUAAAAAUUAGAAAAAUGGAACUACAUGGAUUCGAGAUGAGAGCUGAUCCUCUAAAUAUCACAUUUUAUGCUCAAAAAACUAUUUCGAUAUCUCUUUAGUGGCUAGACUAGUACAGUCGCAUCUGAUUCGUAAAAACACUGUGUUAUACAUAUACACAUACACUGUGUAUAUAAUACAUGUUGACAAGAAUAAUGAGUGCACGACAGUUUGUUUAGGACAAAAGUUACCUAAGCUACAGUUGUCAAGAAAAGCGCCUUAAAGCAGCCGUAAGUAAUAUGAUAGUGACAAUUAGUUCACGCACCGCUUAAUACUAUUUUUUAGGCAUUUUCCAUAAAAACAUUUUUUUUAGUUUCUAGCUAUUUAAAAUUUAAAGUUGAUAUACAGUGGUUACUUAUUUAAACGGCGACUGGCAAAAUUGAACUCAUCAAAUCACACGAGUUUGUGUUUAUAAUUUGUCUGUACCAUCGGACUACGCGAGGAAAUGGAAAAAAAAAUGCAGUUUUAUUGUGACCGUUAGGGAUUUAGCCAAUGUAGUUAUAUACAUAGUGCAGUCAAUUUAGUAAAGACUUCAAAACAGCAAAGUAGUGAACAAGUGCAAACUCGUGUUAAUUAUUGAUCAAGCUCCUAAAAAUAUCAGCGAGGGCUCAUUCGAUUAUGAAUGCUGUCUAGAAAAAUGUAUCGAAAGUAAUAUUAGCACACAAAAAUUGCAAUUCUUAUUAAAAAAAUUAAGAUAACAAAAAUAUAGUUUUCGCUUUUUGUUAAAUCUCAAAAAAUAUUAAUGUUUAGAGAGUUUUGAAAAAGAAAUCCUUAAAGAGUAGGAAAUUACCAGUAAAAACGGCCGUUACGUUAUAAGGGCAACGCCGCUUCAAACAGAAUAUCACAGAAAAAUAUUUUUCAUAGUCAUCAUCAUCAUCAUCAUAUCAAUUAUCAACCCAUUACCAACACAUUACCCAUUACAUCCUCACACAGAGAAGGGUUUAGGCUGUAGUCCACCAUGCUGGCCCAGUGCGGAUUGAUGGAAUAGUAGUUAAAUGGUUUUUUUUGUAAUAGUAUAUAUUAAUUUAAUGAUAUGAAUAAAUUAAAGUGUAAUCAGAAAACCUAAAACAAUGCCAGUGGUGAAAAAAUAGUCUAUUUUUAAAAAGUUAUGCUAAUUUUAAUUCUCAUAUCGUCUUCCAAUUUCUGUUGUUACAAAAGUCGUCAUAAGUUUAAAUAAUUGAUCUUAAAUUACUUUGCUUCGUGGAGCCUUUCCUAUACAUAUAUAUAUACUUAACAAGAUUGUGAGAUAAAAGAUAACGAAAUUGUUUGUUAUAUUUUUUUUAAUGGACUAAAAUAAUUUUUUUUUGUUUUUUAAUAAAAUGCCGUCUUUAUAUUUUUAGGAGCUUAAUCAAUACUUUUUGCGUUCAGCGUUUUUGGAUUUAUUUACUUGUAAUAAUGACCCCGCUAUUUUACUCUACGUUGUUAACUAAUACUCAGAAUGUUAACCGCCGAUUUUUAGGAAAUAACGGCGAUCUGAAGCGAUUAGUAAAAAAACUGUAGCUUUAAGAAGUUCUGUGUAUCAAAAGGAAAGUAUUAAAAUUUACACAAUGUGUCUUUAGUUAAAGAUGAUGUAACACGUACUUAGUUAUUUUAGCAUUAUGGCUAGGCUAGGUUACUUACAUUGUUAAUUAUGUGUAAAUUAGUUAUUUAUUCAUGUAAUUUACCUUCUUAGUAUUAUUUACACAAUUCGUACUUACCGUAGUAUUUGUGAAUGAGAUUUUUUAUUAACGUAAUUAAUCGAUAAUAAUUUUGAGAAAGAAUUUUAUGUUAUUUUAAAUAUUACGCGGAAUGUUUUUAGGUAUAAUAUUUUACUUGCCUUUCGAAAAAUAUAGCAACAAUCUUUUACUGUGAUUUGAUAAACACUUUAAACUUGUUUACCUAAGAUUUAAGUAUGAUACUUACUGAAUAUCAUUAUGACAUGUUUGCCUACUAUUGUACUAUAAUUAUUAUUAAAGAAUAAUAAAAUAUUUUUUUUUAACA